AUGCAGUCCGUUAGAACACCUCAGUCACCCACAACAACAGGCAACAGCAAAAAAAUAGAAAAAGCAUCUCUUCUCUCUUCAUUCAACCACUCAUCAAUGGGCGCCGAAGGAGACAACGCAGAACUAGGUUCAGCCGAUGGCUACGCUUCAACUGUGAACUCAAUUGAUUUAUUGAGGUGUUCACCUGGUAUGGCUGACUUGUUUCGACGAUUGUAUCAAAUCAGAAUUGAUUGCGGAGAGAUUGUAGGUGAUGGUUUGGAUAAACAACGACAAAUUGAAAUGCAAGAGUUUCAAAAGAAGUUGAAAAAGUUGGAUAAAUUUGAAAGACAAAAGGUCAUGGUUAAACAAGCCAUUGAUCAAACCGAAUCUCUCAUUCAACAAAAGAGAAAGAGUAGUGGUAACGAUCCUCGUCUCAACAAUGACAUCAACAAGGCAGUCACCAAGAUGGACAAAGAAAUGAAAGAAUUAGAGAAAAUCCAUCAAGAGGCUGUGAACAAAAAAAAAGCUGAUAUCAAAAACUUUAAAGAUUAUAUCAAAUAUGUGAAAGCAGAACAUAAAAAGCUUGUGACAGGUAUUAUGGACGAGGAGGAUGAUGGUUUACCAAAACGUGAUGUUAAAUUCGAUUCUAUUGACAUGUUAGAAAAGGCAAAGAAUGAAGUUCCAACUGUUGACAUUAGUGAAGGCCUAGAACAAAUCGAAGCUGCCAAAAGACAAGUAGAAGAAAAAGUUGACAUUUUGUUGGGACAAAUACAAAAGAUUGGUGGAAUUGCAAACUCCAUCUCUGAUGAAUUGGACAAACAAGCUCAAUUGCUUGACAAAAUGAGUGCUGACGUUGACAAGUAUAACAAGACAUUGGACGAAACAAACAAAAAGCUUGUGGAAGCUAUUGAAAAAGCAGGUGGUGCGACACGUCUCAUUAUCAUUGCCAUCAUUUUCAUUAUUAUUAUUGCAUUGUUGGGUGUUGGAUGGUUAUUGAUUCAAAUUUUCGUUCCUUCACUUGGACUUGGAAUUGGAUAA
Messenger RNA from Naegleria fowleri, 1017 nucleotides. RefSeq lists its product as uncharacterized. The record is from RefSeq and is a predicted model, not a curated record. The transcript has 3 exons. Bases 1 to 1017 code for a protein of 338 amino acids. NCBI's taxonomy places the organism in Eukaryota, Heterolobosea, Eutetramitea, Acrasida, Naegleriidae.